AUGUAGCCUCAAUUACCAAAAAUUCAUGAUAGAUCAUUAUAAUAUGGUGAUAAUCCAUUCUAUGUUCCAGAUGAAUAUGAGAUAUUCAAAUUGAAAGAAAAAUCAAAAUUAGCUAGAUCUGAAGAAAGAGUUAAAUUUUCAAAAUUGAAGAUUGAAGAUAAGAGUAAAAAAUAAAAAGGAUUUUUCACUGUUAGAACAAUAGAUCGUUUGGGAAGUGAAGAAACAUCAUUUGAUAGAGAAGAAUAAGAUAAGAUGUAUGAAUUAAAUAUAAUUAAAGUAAUAUUGUUGAAGCUGCUAAUAAUGCAUUAAAAAAUAGAGUUAAAUUUAGAGAACCUAUGCAUUAAUUUUUAGAAAAGAAAAGAGAAAUGUUAUUAUUUUAAAUGCUAAUUGAUUAAAAAAGAGAAAUGAUUGAUGUUUAUGAGAAGUAAGCUAGAUUUCAUAGAAAAGGUUUAGAAUAAAGUGAAUAAUUAAUUGAUGAGGAUAUUGAAAUGUUCAAUAAAUUUUUAGAAGCUAAUAAUAAUAGUUCUAGAGAUGCAAUUAAAGAAGCAGAAAAUGAAACUAGAUUGAAAUAAGAAAAAACUAAUGAAAUUAAAGUGUUAUAAGAACAUAGAACUGAAUUAAUGACUAAAAAUUAAUAAAAAGUAGAUAAUUUAGAAGAUCUCAUAAAAUACAAAAAUUUUUUAGACAGAAUAACUCCAAAAGAAUUUAAAAAAAAAAGUAGAAAAUUAUAAAACAAAAUCAAAAAUAAAAAUAAUCUUUAAGAAAAUUAAAUAAGUUCUGAUUUAUAAAAAAUAUUAGANAUCAAAAUCUUCCUAAUAAUUACUCUAAUAAACAAGAAAGAAUUUAUUAUCAGCUGCAGAUCCUGA
This is a messenger RNA of Paramecium sonneborni, 866 nucleotides long. The record is from the annotation of a GenBank genome assembly. Lineage: Eukaryota; Ciliophora; Oligohymenophorea; Peniculida; Parameciidae.